This is a messenger RNA of Pomacea canaliculata, 2967 nucleotides long. Its product is annotated as sperm-associated antigen 6. The transcript has 9 exons. Gene Ontology annotation, molecular function: microtubule binding. The record is from RefSeq and is a predicted model, not a curated record. Lineage: Eukaryota; Metazoa; Mollusca; Gastropoda; Architaenioglossa; Ampullariidae. Gene Ontology annotation, cellular component: microtubule cytoskeleton. The coding region runs from base 112 to 1635 and encodes 507 amino acids. Gene Ontology annotation, biological process: cilium movement.
UUAUGUGCGGUACUAUCAAUAAAAGUCGGUUGGCCCUGGCAACGCAUGUGUUGAUGUGAAAGCACAUUGAGAUUUAGUCGAUCGUACGUCGUGGGCUGUGAGUAUUUCAAGAUGAAUCGACAAGUAAUACAAACUUUUGAGCAGUAUCAGAAGGCUCGCACUCAAUUUGUGCAGACAGUGGCAGAGCUCGCCUCACGACCACAAAACAUAGAAACAUUGCAGAAUGCAGGGGUUAUGUCUCUUCUGAGACCUCUGCUGUUAGAUGUUGUGCCAACCAUUCAGCAAACAGCAGCUCUUGCUCUUGGGCGACUAGCAAACUACAAUGAUGAUCUUGCAGAAGCAGUAGUGCAUGGAGAUAUCUUACCACAACUUGUGUACAGUCUUGCAGAACAAAACCGCUUCUAUAAAAAAGCAGCAGCCUUUGUUCUGCGAGCAGUUGCCAAACAUUCACCUCAGCUUGCCCAAUCUGUGGUGGACUGUGGAGCACUGGAUGCUCUGGUAAUCUGUCUAGAAGAAUUUGACCCUGGGGUCAAGGAAUCUGCUGCUUGGGCACUGGGUUACAUCGCUCGGCAUAAUGCGGAGUUGGCCCAGGCAGUGAUUGAUGCUGGUGCUGUGCCCCUGCUGGUGCUUUGUAUCCAGGAGCCAGAGUUGUCCCUGAAACGCAUAGCAGCUUCAGCACUUAGUGAUAUUAGCAAACAUUCACCAGAGCUUGCACAGACAGUGGUGGAUGCUGGAGCUAUUGCACAUCUUGCUCAGAUGAUCCUAAAUCCAGAUGCCAAGCUGAAGAGGCAGGUGUUUUCUGCCCUCAGCCAGAUUGCCAAGCACUCUGUAGACCUUGCUGAGAUGGUUGUAGAAGCUGAGAUUUUCCCAGCUGUGCUAACUUCUCUGAAGGACCCCGAUGAAUAUGUAAAAAAAAAUGUUGCCACACUUAUCAGGGAGAUUGCAAAGCAUACUCCUGAGCUAGCACAGCUGAUAGUGAAUGCUGGGGGCAUUGCUGCAGUGGUGGACUAUGUCGGAGAGUGCAAAGGCAAUGUACGACUUCCUGGAAUCAUGUUGCUGGGUUACGUGGCUGCACAUUCUGAAAACCUUGCCAUGGCUGUCAUUGUCUCUAAGGGUGUAGUGCAGUUGGCCAUUGCACUGUCUGAAGAACAAGAGGAUCACAUCCAGGCUGCUACGGCCUGGGCACUGGGUCAGAUAGGACGCCACACUCCAGAACAUGCUAAAGCCGUGGCUGUGGCCAAUGUUUUGCCAAAGUUGCUUCAGUGUUAUCUUCGUGCUGAUGCUUCAGAAGACCUGCAAACAAAGAGCAAGAAAGCCCUGAAGAAUAUCCUACAGAAAUGCGUCCACUUGCCAGCGCUUGAGCCCCUACUGCACGAUGCUCCACCCAAUAUCCUGAAGCAUGUUGUUGGCCAGUUUAGCAAAGUGCUGCCCCAUGACUCAAAAGCCCGCAGGCUGUUUGUCACCAGUGGAGGGCUGAAGAAGGUCCAGGAGAUUAAAUCAGAACCAGGAUCAGCUCUGGCUGAAUACAUCAAUGGCAUUAACAGCUGUUAUCCAGAGGAAAUUGUCAAGUACUACUCCCCUGGUUACUCAGAAACCCUCCUUGAACGUGUGGAACAGUAUAACCCCAAAGCAUGAGAAACCUGCUUACCUUCAUUCCCUCUCACUUGUUACACUAAAAAAAUGGACAUAUAAUUUAAGGAUGAACUUCUGAGAAAUUCUUUCCUUUUUAAUCUUCUACAAAAAUAACUAAACAAAUUGAAAACAUAACAUAGAGCUCAUGGCCUAGAAAUCAAAAACACCUUUGUACACCUUUCCAUCCUUGUUGUCUGUAGCAACUUGUCAUACUUUUACUAGCGCAAACUGAGCACAAGCAUGGAUAAAAAUCUUUUCUACAAUGCAAAAACAGAAUGCCAGUAUAUGUGCAAAAUAUUUUCUGUUAUGGAUCUUGACAUUCUGAUCUUAUCAGAAAGAAACUGUGUAACAGUCCAAGGCUUUAGUCAGGCACUUUUGUUGUUUUUGAAGAGAUUGAAGCAGAAUGAUUAUUCCCAUUGAACUUCAUCAGUCAACUUCUUUCCUGCACCCUGCCCACUUCUCUCUUUUAAGACAUAGAGGGGGUGAUAGCAUAUAUGUGAUAUUACAAAUAUUAAAAUUUUUUCUUGAUACAUGGAGUUAUACAACAAGCAUGAAUACCUGCAUACAUCAGUCAAGGGCUUUUUUCCAUAAUCAGCCUUUUGCUGAUAUAAAUCACUAAGAUAAAUAACUGUGGUUGAUUACAGAAAAGUGUGUAUAUAUCCCUACGAGUAGAUAUUCAAAAGGAAUUACACUUUUGAAAAUUUUUAACCUGGAUUUUGCUGUGCAUAGAAUUAUAUUUAUAAUGCCAACAAAACAAAGUAUUUCUUUCUGGCAUUUUGUAUUCUUUUUAUGGCACUCUCUUACUAUCUAAUUUACUUUUCAAUAUCAGAUACCAAACCACAAAGAUUGACUUUUAAUAGAUAUGCUUACAAUUAACCUAUGCAGAGUAUGACACAGAUUGCUUUGUGUGUUUUCUUCGUCCCUUUUUGUUUCUGAUCAAAUUUUUAAAUUAUUAUUAUGUUAAGUUUGGCUUAGAUUAAUGUUUAGCUGUGAUUGUAAACUAAUGUGGUUUAUGUAUUACAUUCCACCCAGGAGUUUUUUUUUAAUUUUAAGAGCAAUGCUACCAUCACAAUUGUUGGAUUGGUUGUGACAUUUUGUCCACUUUAAUUAGCAUUGGGCCCUACAUAUUCAUUUAUUACUCAUCACAUUUUCAUCUAGACAAAAAUGGGAUGAGUAAUGCAUGUCUGCUUUUAUCAAACUGACAUCUAAUUGCCUACAGGUUUUUAUUAUUAUAUUUCAUUGUGACAGAUAAAUAAGAAAAUGUAGCACAUUUACAAGCUUUACAAAUUACAGUGAAAGUUUCAUAGUCAUGAAUAAAUAUUUUAUUUUAUUGGA